Molecule: messenger RNA, 4113 nt
Organism: Gigantopelta aegis
Lineage: Eukaryota; Metazoa; Mollusca; Gastropoda; Neomphalida; Peltospiridae
Product: cystathionine gamma-lyase-like
Exons: 12
Coding region: 135-1400 (421 amino acids)
Biological process (GO): transsulfuration
Cellular component (GO): cytoplasm
Molecular function (GO): pyridoxal phosphate binding; cystathionine gamma-lyase activity
Source: RefSeq, a predicted model, not a curated record
UUUUCAGCAUUCUCUAUAAAAGGUUUAGUUAGACUACUUAUUGUUACUGACUGUUAGUUUAACUGUUUCUAGAUAUAGAAACGCCUUUUCAAUGUUAUCACUUAUAUAUAAGUACACUUGAUUUAUUCUGCUCAAUGCGAAGUUAUUUAUUUGCAAAUUCGCAAAUUUGCGUGGUCAUUCUGAGAAAGGUCAAGGCCAUUUGGAAACACAGCAUGGCCACCGAAAAGAGCAAGAGUACGUUCCCCCACUUUGCUACCGACGCCAUUCACGCAGGACAAGAACCGGAGCAAUGGAAGUCUAUGGCAGUUGUUCCUCCUAUAUCUCUCGCUACAACCUUCAAACAAUUUGCACCUGCCGAACAUGCGGGAUUUGAAUAUUCAAGGAGUGGAAAUCCUACACGAGUGUGUCUGGAGAAAUGUAUAGCAGCGACAGAGGGAGCCAAACAUGGUAUGUGCUUCUCGUCGGGUUUGGCAACAACAAUGACUAUAACCCACCUGUUGCAGCUUGGCGACCAUAUUGUCAGCAUGGAUGAUGUAUAUGGAGGCACAAACCGCCUGUUCAGAAAUACUGCACCAAAGAUGGGUCUUGAACUGAGUUUUGUUGACUGUACCAAUCUUGAUGAAGUAAAGAAAGCCAUGAAACCAAACACAAAGAUGGUGUGGAUUGAAACGCCUACGAACCCGACCAUGAAGCUUGUCGACAUUGAGGCGGUGUGCAAAAUAGCCCGGGCUGCUUCCAAAGAUGUCUUCAUUGUAGUGGACAACACUUUUAUGUCAUCGUACUUCCAGCGCCCAUUAGAUUUUGGUGCUGAUAUCUCUAUGCAUUCCUUAACUAAGUACAUGAAUGGACAUUCUGAUGUUGUGAUGGGAGCUGCAGCACUCAACAGAGACGAUCUUCAUGAGAAACUUCGAUUCCUGCAAAAUGCAAUUGGCCCAGUUCCUUCUGCCUUUGACUGUUACUUAGUGAAUCGAGGUUUGAAGACAUUGCACGUCCGAAUGCGAGAACAUGAAAAAAAUGGUAUGGCUGUGGCCAAGUUCCUGGAAUCCAGUUCAAGAGUUGAGAGAGUUAUAUAUCCAGGGCUGCCAUCUCACCCGCAGUACGAGCUAGCCAAGCGACAGAUGAAGGGAUUCAGUGGUAUGGUUACCUUCUUAAUCAAAGGUGGGCUGGAACAGGCAAAGACAUUCCUGGGAACGGUUAAGAUUUUCACAUUGGCUGAAAGUCUGGGUGGAUUUGAAAGUCUGUGUGAACAUCCUGGUUUGCAGACCCAUGCCUCAGUGCCUGCCGACCAGCGUGUGGUUCUGGGUAUCUCAGACAAUCUGAUCCGGCUCUCGGUUGGUAUAGAAGAUCUAGACGAUAUCAUUGAAGACAUCGAUAAGGCUUUAAAAGCUGCUAUUCCAUAAAUAACGGUGAUUCUGACUAUUGACUGCUACCGUAAUACUUUUAUUGAGGGACAUCUUUAUAUUAUUUAGAUUUUAUACAAGACAAUCAACAUAUAAUCUGAAUAUAUUGCAUUUUGAAAUGUGGUGGUUACAAGUGUUUUACUUGGCUUAAAAGUGUUUUCAUCUUAAUAUCUGUUAAAAUCAUCUAUAUUUUGAGACAGUGACCAAAAUUUAAAACAAGUCUGUAUGUUCAUUUUGCAAUACAACAUGUUACUACUGUUAUUAUGUAGUACUUACACUCAUAAUUAAAAAAUAUUCCAUUUGAAAUAUAUUGUACGAAAAUAUAUGUUUUGUUUUAGAUAAAAUGAAAUUAGUGCUUAAUAUGCUUGUGCUAAAAUUUUUAGUUUAUGAUUUUUAUUUUGGAUAUCUUUCUAACUUAUGCCGCAGAUGAGGUGUGUUGACUUUAGCAAAUCCGGUGGUUUGUGGCAAUUAAAUAUCAUCAAGUAGUUUAAAGGCAUAUAUGGUGUUAGAGUAAUUUUGUAAUGUGUUAAUUAAAAUGAAAAAAACACAAUGAGACUGUAUCUUUGAAAGAUGUGUUACUUACUUCAGAAGUUGUAGUAAUGUCUUUAUUACUGAUUUUAUGUAAUUUCUUUGACAGUUAUAAAGUUAUUUAAUUCCCAUUGAGGUUGGCUGUUAAGGGAUCAGUACUUUUCAAAAUUUUAACACCACUGUUUGCUGCAGAUUUUUUAAAACAAUAUUGCUUAAUGUUUACUUUUUUUUUUUUUUUGGUGUUUUGUUUUAAAUGUGGUAUUGUUUUUUAAAUUGUUUUUGGGGGUAGUAUUCAUAUUUUAUUUGCUUACAUCAUUUCAAUUUCAAUUUUGUUUCUCCACAAUUUAAUAUACUUAAUAUUCUCUAUAUUUACGGCAUAAUAUUUUCAUAUUACAAUAUUUCUAUAUGUGAUUUUACCAAUGAACACUGACUGCCUGCUUGUUUGGUUUUGAUAUUGUUAAUAUUGUAUUGUGCUUUUCAAAUCACUAGACCUUAUUGUUCACCAGAAAUCCAUGAAUCUGUAUAUUUCUUAAUUGAAAGGUUUGGCUCUGUCUAAAAUAUAGGAAAUUGGCGGUGUAACAAAUGUGACAGAAAAAUCAACCUCCAUUGAUGGGAUUCGAAACACAGACUCUCAGUUCGAGAGUCCAGCGCUCUACCAACUGAGCUAAUAGGGAAAUUCACACUAGCUACUGCCAGUAGGAGCACUUUAUACCAAUAAUACUACAUUUCUAUGAACUGAAUUGAUCAAGCAUUGUUUUCUUUAACCAUUUAACAAAUUUAUUUGGAACAUGGUUGAGUGAAAUCUGCACUUUUUAACUAUUGGCAAAAUUUUGCAGCUAAAUGGAUUAAGUACUAGCACUAACUUCAAGAACAUCUAAUUCAUUUCCUUAAAUAUCCAUUAUCAUUGUGUGCAGAGCAUAUGUGCAUAAGACUGUGAUGUCAUGCAUUUCAACUUGUGUGAGAUCAUGUGUAGAGAACAUUAAUUUUGUUCUCUUAAUAAGUGGCAUUAUUUGGUUGCAAUAUUUUUUGGAAGUGUGGAUGAUGACAUGGUAACAAAGCAAAACUUGUUAAGACAUUUUGGCGAGAAGCCACCAGUUAUGCCGUUUGACAGAACACUGUACAUAGUUGUGAGAUAUUGCCUAUAGAUUGUGCAUAUUUUUAAGAAGUGUUUCAAACAAUUUCAAAGCCUCUUUGUAACAGUGAACAUUCUUGUUAAUUCUGUGGAACGUAUGUAUUUGUAUUCAGAUUUAUUUACAUAGGUUUUCAAAGACAGCUGAAAUUGAUACCAAGUUGUUAUUUGUGUAUAUUUUGAUAAAUGUUUUCUUAUAACCGAACAUAUAUUCAUUAUAUGUAUACCAAUACUUGUGAUUUUAUGGGUUGAUUAUACAGUAGAUUUAUUCAUAUCCAGUUAAAUGAUCUCUUCAGUCCGGUGACUGGUUACUACAUCAGAUAGAUGCUUGAGUAUGGUUUACAGAUGGGGUGGUUUUAUUUGUGGUUUUAUUAUUAUACAAAAAAAAAAAAAUUGGUGGGGGGUCACUAACGGGAAAUAUAUGCAGUCCUCUCAGGUUUUUUUUUGAGGUGUCCCAAAAAAACCUAUUAGUAUUCAUCCCUUGUAUGCAUACCUUUAUAAUCCUUUUGAUGAAUGAUAUUAUUCUCUUGAUUCUGUUGUAAAAGCAAUUUUGUUUAGAAUUAGUUUUUUAUGUUAUUUUCAGUAAUCUAUUUUUAAUAGUUAUGGUAAUUCAUAUACAUUGUACUUGAUGUUUUAUGGUAUUUAUUUUCAAAAAUAUUUGAAACUGGAUUUUUUCUUCUGCUUUCUUCAUUUUCUUUAUUAAUAUGGACUUUUGAAUAAUGCAGUGCCAACAGCAUUGAUGGCUGUGGUUGUGAUCAUUACACAUAAUUCUGGGGCGUAGCCAGAGAGGAAAAAAACACCGAGGCAAACCCAUACCUGUAAAAUAAAUAUCAGUGUCAUGGGAAAAUUUAAAUGAAUCUGGGGAAAUUCUAGACAUGGCAAGUGCCUGGUCUGCCUCAUGCUGGCUACGCAUGUCAUUGCAUAAUAUUUUUACACUGCCAGUUUUCCCUGUGUCUGGUUUAGUAUAACUUUACUAUGUUACAUUGGUGUUGGAGUGAAUGUAGAAAUCAUCUUAUUUAUCAUAAUGGUUAUGGUAAUAAAAUAUUAUUUUCAAAA